Phytophthora infestans T30-4 is the source of this 507-nucleotide messenger RNA. RefSeq lists its product as uncharacterized. The coding region runs from base 1 to 507 and encodes 168 amino acids. The transcript has a single exon. The record is from RefSeq and is a predicted model, not a curated record. NCBI's taxonomy places the organism in Eukaryota, Oomycota, Peronosporomycetes, Peronosporales, Peronosporaceae.
AUGCGCUUAAGCCUUUUCCUCGUGCUUGUUGUCGGUUUUGGUGCAGCCUGCCUCAAUUUUGCCGACGCUGAGAAACAAGUCACAAUCACACAGCUCGACGACGCUGUGGAUGAUGUUGCUACGAAAAUUAAAUCGAAUUCUGGCAAGCUCAGAGGUGGGACCAGUGCUGCAGCGAAAGGAGAUGCCAAGCUUAAAGAAGCCGCAACAAUUGCGACUUCUUCUAUAAAGAACUGGGACGAUGCGAUCGGCAAAAUGAAAUCCGGCGCGAAGCUGAAGCCAUUGGAAACAGCUUCGGGCAAAUGGAAAGGCGACUUCGACAAGCUGAAGGCGUCAGGCCAGCUCAAAGACCUUGAUGAGAAGCAGGCUGCGAAGCUCACGGAGGAUGUUGCACAGGAGGUCGUGAAGAACCCGUCCAAGGGGCGUAGAUUCAAGAAGGCUCUCGAAAUUGCGUUUGGAGUAGGUGUGACAUCGCUUAUUGCUGUAGGCCUCAACGUGAUGGCUUCGUAG